UGUCAAGAACGCCAAGGUCAAACCAAUUUUGUUAUAAACAAAAAUAUCACAAAGUUUAGCUACGUUUUGUACUAAAAUUCGUUAAAAUUGAUUUUCACAAAAUGGCCCACUCAGGGGUAGUCCCCGGUGGCAAACGUAAAGAAAUCUACAAAUAUGUGGCCCCUUGGCCCUUGUACAGUAUGAACUGGUCGGUAAGACCCGAUAAGAGAUUUCGUCUAGCCUUAGGCAGCUUUGUGGAAGAGUAUAAUAACAAAGUACAAGUCGUUUCUUUAGAUGAAGAUAGUAGCGAGUUUUCGGCUAAAAGCACUUUCGAUCAUCCAUAUCCCACCACCAAAAUCAUGUGGAUACCGGACAGUAAAGGGAUAUUUCCUGAUUUACUAGCUACCAGCGGUGAUUAUCUGCGAGUUUGGAGAGCCGGUGAACCGGACACGAGACUGGAGUGCGUCUUAAACAACAACAAGAAUUCCGAUUUCUGCGCACCUUUAACGAGCUUCGACUGGAACGAAGUCGAUCCCAACCUAGUGGGAACGUCUUCUAUCGAUACGACUUGCACGAUUUGGGGAUUGGAAACGGGCCAAGUGAUGGGUCGAGUCAACUUGGUAUCCGGCCACGUCAAAACGCAGCUCAUAGCCCACGAUAAAGAAGUGUACGACAUCGCCUUUUCUCGAGCGGGAGGCGGUCGAGACAUGUUCGCCUCCGUCGGAGCCGACGGUUCCGUAAGGAUGUUCGAUCUACGACAUUUGGAGCAUUCUACCAUUAUAUACGAAGACCCUGCGCAUACUCCUUUAUUACGGUUAGCUUGGAAUAAGCAAGACCCUAAUUAUUUAGCUACUAUAGCUAUGGAUGCUUGCGAGGUUAUAAUUCUGGAUGUGCGAGUGCCGUGCACACCGGUGGCGCGUUUGAACAAUCAUCGGGCUUGCGUGAACGGUAUAGCAUGGGCGCCGCAUUCUAGUUGUCAUAUUUGUACGGCCGGCGAUGAUCAUCAGGCUCUCAUUUGGGAUAUCCAGCAGAUGCCGAGGGCCAUCGAGGAUCCGAUUUUGGCGUAUACGGCGGCCGAAGGGGAAGUCAAUCAGAUACAGUGGGGCGCUACGCAGCCGGAUUGGAUUGCCAUUUGUUACAACAAAUCUUUAGAGAUUUUGAGGGUAUAAGAGCGAACUUAGACCUAUGGAAUUAGUACGGAUUGAGUCGGAGUCGCGAAGUGCUUUGAUGUGGAAAAUAUUAAUUUGGAAGUGAAUGAAAUGGAAUACUUAUGAACUAGUAGCAUUUUAGUGUUUUUUUGAAUCGAUGACCAUUAGUAAUGUUUAGAGAAUUCACUUUUUAACGAAACAGUUAUCGAAGUUCUAAUGAAUCAUUUAUCAUCCACAAAAGCGAGGGUUGGAUUGAAUUAGUGCAAUAAUAGUAAAUUGAAACGGCGAUUUUGCUAGAGAUAUUCAGAUAGAUAGAUGAUGGGCAAAGUUGCAUGAAAAUUGAAAAUAUUGCGGAAGGAGUUUGGGGAUUUUCUGUUUACAAAAUUUUCUACCAGACCAACGUUCCUUCGUAAAAUAAUCCAUUCUUUUAAAUGUAGCUAGUAUUAUAUUUAUUACAUGAACAAAAACAUUCUUAAAUAGCUCCGCUAAUUUUUUUUUGUAAACUACUUACAUAUAAUUUUAGUAUUUUGUAUUAUUUAAAUAAAUGUUUUUUUCUACAAACUUCAAUUUAUAUCGACAUGUGAGAAAAUUAACAAAAGUUUCAUACAAAAUAAAAUACAGCCAUUGAAAAAAAAACUGUAAUUCUUACAACUAUUUUUUGGGGCAUCCUUUAUAGAUAUGUACAAAAAGCGUAUAAACUCAAUUUAUAAAAAAAAUAUUAACAAUAUGUACAAUUAAUAAAACUCGAUUCGAUUAUUUCGCAUCUUAAGUAUUAUCGGGCCACACCUGGGGUUCACCAUCCUUCGCGACUUCUCCUUGGCUCUCGCUCUUCUCGUUAUC
This is a messenger RNA of Phyllotreta striolata, 1967 nucleotides long. The record is from the annotation of a GenBank genome assembly. Lineage: Eukaryota; Metazoa; Arthropoda; Insecta; Coleoptera; Chrysomelidae.